AUGGGUGAAACACACAGAGGAACUAGAGCGAAUUUGGCGACCUAUGCUGUUGAUCGAUUCCGUACACGUUCUCACGCUUAUGUUGAACCCGACGAGAGGAUUAUUCCGAAUCUCCAAGCAUGUGGCUUCGGACAUAUCAUAAAAGUUAACAACAACACCAUAGACAGAAAAUUCAUCCUUGCCUUGCAAGAGCGAUGGAGGCCUGAAACCCACACGUUUCAUCUUCCAAUAGGUGAGUGUACUAUUACUCUAGAGGAUGUUUAUAUGUUACUUGGUCUGCCCAUUGAUGGCAAGGCUGUUAAUGGAUCUGUUCAACAUGCUAAUUCAAUGUGUGAGAGAGUGUUGGGAAGAGAUCUAGUUGUGCCUACUCAAGGUUCAAGAGGCCAGGGUAUCAGUCUGGUCUCCCUUAGAGAUUACUAUGAUGAACUCGUCAUGAUGGACAACUUUACUGAGGAGCAUGUUUGGUUAAUGACUAAGGUUUAUAUAAUGUUGAUGUUUGGUAAACUUUUAUUCCCGGAGUCGACAGGUAACACUGUCAACUUUUUCUAUUUAAGUAAAUUUGACAGUAUUAGCAAGAUUAGGAAAUAUAGUUGGGGGUCCGCCGUUUUGGCGAUGUUAUACCAGUCUCUUUGUAAGAACGCGGUUGCCGAGAAGUGCACCUUCUAUGGAUGUGCGUUCCUCCUACAAGUAUGGGGUUGGUGGAGAAUGCCGACGCUGUCCCCGGUAGGCAGGAACAACUACACGUUCCCUUAUGCAACAAGGUUCUGUGGUCCUAAAUUGGAUUACAGUAAGAAUCCGAGGGGGAGUGUUGUUUUAUAUCGGGACCUAAUUGAUCACCUCCGAGCUGAAGAUGUAUUAUCCCUAAACUUUUAUAUGAUCAUAUAG
Molecule: messenger RNA, 885 nt
Organism: Vicia villosa (hairy vetch)
Lineage: Eukaryota; Viridiplantae; Streptophyta; Magnoliopsida; Fabales; Fabaceae
Product: protein MAIN-LIKE 2-like
Exons: 3
Coding region: 1-885 (294 amino acids)
Biological process (GO): meristem maintenance; meristem development
Source: RefSeq, a predicted model, not a curated record